Molecule: messenger RNA, 653 nt
Organism: Aspergillus glaucus CBS 516.65
Lineage: Eukaryota; Fungi; Ascomycota; Eurotiomycetes; Eurotiales; Aspergillaceae
Exons: 1
Coding region: 355-582 (75 amino acids)
Source: RefSeq, a predicted model, not a curated record
GAAAUACCAAGCAGCGCAUACUUUGUUAUGGAGCCUUACUGGGGCGAUAUACCACGCGGCGCAUUACGACUUAGACCCUAGGGGUCAUUAUUGAUAUAACGACGACGACGAAGGACACUCAGGUGAGUGCCCCCAACUGAGACUUAACUAACUAGAACCCUAGGUUACGAUACGAGAGAAGCCAGGUUGUGACAGUUAUUCCUUAUCACUCCCCUUCAUUCAAUACUGCACAAAAUCCAAUCAAAUAAUCUGGCAAUCUAGUUAAAUGAAUGUAGCGGUGUUGAAUGUGCAUAGAUAACUGUUGGAUCCUCACUUGCUUCAUUAAGCGAGUCCCAAGGCCUCAACCUGGCUGACAUGGUCGGUUGCCUUCGUCAAACUAUCUGCAGUCAUUUUGUUGGUAGGAAGAUGUACAAGGCGGAUCUCCCCAUCAUUGAUAUGGUCCUGAAUAGUAUGAUACUGUACCGCGAUAUGCUUUGUCGUGGGUUGAUUGGUUGGGUUGUCAGCAAUCUUGAUGGCUCCCUGGUCGUCUUCAUAUAUGGUCAUAGGUGCUCCAUGAUAACAGUUUCCUUCCCUAUAGCAUAGAGAAAGUGUCUUGUCCAAAUCAUUUGCUUGACCACCUCCGACACAGCUAUAUACUUAGCCUCCAUUGAGCU